GCUAAAUUGACAGCACUGCCAAGGCUUCUUUGUGUUUGUGUUUGGAAUUCAGUUUUGUUAAGGAGAAAUAUGGCAAACUUUGCUAAGAUCUGUGCCCAGCGUGCUCAACAGGUGCUCCAAGUGGCUGCCAGACAGCCCCAAAUUGCCACCCGUUUCGGUAGUACAGCCUCUACAAGUAACUGGGAAUUCAUCAAGACCGAAGUGCAAGGAGAGAAACAAAAUGUGGCCGUUAUCACUUUGAAUCGGCCCAAGGCAUUAAAUGCCUUGUGCAAUGGAUUGAUGAAGGAAUUGUCCACCGCCUUGAAGCAAUUCGGCAAGGAUAAGAAUAUUGCUGCCAUUGUUCUGACUGGCAGCGAAAAGGCAUUCGCCGCUGGUGCUGAUAUCAAGGAGAUGGCUCCCAAUACCUAUUCCCAGUGCAUUCAGGGCAAUUUCCUCAACGACUGGACUGAGGUGGCACGCACUCAGAAGCCCAUUAUUGCUGCCGUCAAUGGAUAUGCUCUCGGUGGAGGCUGCGAAUUGGCCAUGAUGUGCGAUAUCCUCUAUGCCGGCGAUAAGGCUAAAUUUGGCCAGCCAGAGAUUGCCUUGGGCACCAUUCCCGGAGCUGGUGGCACUCAGCGUUUGACACGUGUCGUUGGCAAAUCAAAGGCCAUGGAAAUGUGCCUCACUGGCAACAUGAUUAAUGCCCAGGAGGCUGAGAAAUUGGGCUUGGCCAGCAAAGUGGUGCCAGCUGAUCAAUUGGUCGCCGAGGCUGUUAAAUUGGCCGAGAAAAUUGGCACUCACUCCAAUUUGAUUGUGCAAUUGUGCAAGGAGGCUGUGAAUACCGCUUAUGAGACAACUCUCCAAGAGGGUCUCAAAUUCGAGCGUCGCACUUUCCAUGCCACUUUCUCAACGGCCGAUCGCAAGGAGGGCAUGAAAGCCUUUGUGGAGAAGCGUCCAGCCAAUUUCACCAAUGAGUAAGGACUACUUCAACUAACUCUUUGUAAAAUAACCACAACUGAUGAUCCAGGAAUGCAUUUAUAUAUACCGAAGUCAAAGUCAAGAAAAACCAAGCCCAAUGUUAUUAAAUAAAUAAAAAAAACAACUAAAUGUUAUAAAUUUUGCAAAAA
Drosophila willistoni is the source of this 1106-nucleotide messenger RNA. It is a transcript of the gene Echs1, whose product is annotated as probable enoyl-CoA hydratase, mitochondrial. Bases 70 to 957 code for a protein of 295 amino acids. The record is from RefSeq and is a predicted model, not a curated record. Gene Ontology annotation, biological process: fatty acid beta-oxidation. Gene Ontology annotation, molecular function: enoyl-CoA hydratase activity. NCBI's taxonomy places the organism in Eukaryota, Metazoa, Arthropoda, Insecta, Diptera, Drosophilidae. The transcript has 4 exons. Gene Ontology annotation, cellular component: mitochondrion.